UGGCAGCACUAGUGGCGCGCUGGUAAAAUUUUCAACGAGCCAACGGACUCACAACGAGCAAAAUUUGUAAUCAGUUCUCUUUGAAACGUUAAGCGGUAAACAUGGUUUUCGGAAAUAGCGGCGCUUACGUGAAAGUUUCUUGUUUUUAAGUAAAAGUUGUUAUUUGAAUAAGUACCAUACCUCGCCACGCCGCGCAUCAUCAGCCAGCAAACCCAGCUAUAAUACACGAACACAACACGUUUUUGUAUCGAAGUUGAACUAGUACGAGUAGUUAUUAACUGUGUGGCCCGUUGGCGAAGAAGUGGUUUAUGUGUUUUUUUGUUUCGUCGUUUGUUUGAAAUAUUGCGCGCUGCUGCUGUUUACCACCGUUUGAGAUCGUUUAAACUAAAAAGUGUCGAAAUUCGAAAAAAAUAGAAUUUCAAAGAGGCAAAAGAGUUAGUGUAACACUAAAGUUGUAUCAGCCAAAAAACAUGAAAUAAAACAAAUUAACGAAUUUAUUUAAAGCAAACGCCGCCGAGUGCCGAUAAAGAAUUAUUGAACACGCAAGAAAAGCGCAAAAAGCAAAGAAGUGCAAUCAGUGCAUUUGAAGCAAAAUACAAGUUGGUAGCACUAAAAAUAAAUCUGUGUGCCACAUCGCAUUUGCCGCAAGUGUGAAAAAAUCGCUUCGCUCGCAUUUACCACCAAGGAUUACGGUUUGCGCGUUUGACUUAAGCGAUACUAAUAAUAAAAAAUAAAAAAACAGCAAAAGAAAACUCUCCAAAAAAAGUUCAAGACCCCCUGUGACUUUGCAAAGAAAAAAAAACGCAUAUUUAAGGUCCAAAAAAAUAUGUUCUUCAAAAGAUAGUGAAAAGCGCUUCGUGUGCCAUGUCGCAAAUAUGCCAUGAGCAGUUACCAAGUGUAUGCAUCAAAAUUUGUUGUUAAGUGCAAAAUAAAGCAAUUAAUUGCAAUUAAAAAGUAAAAUCCAACAAAUAGAAAGUAGCACAGUUGUGCGAGCGGCUUUUUCAGUCCUCAGAGCAACAGCCAGCAGCACCCCGAAACCAAUCACCAACCGAAUUGCAAUUGUACCCCACAAUAUACGCAACACUUACCACUUAUACACAUUACCACAAUGCGUUCUUCCUCCUUCAUCACCUCCAACACAUUAGCUGUCUGGACGACGGCGGCGACAACGACAACGAUACGCUGCCGCCAGCUUCUGUUCCUGUUCAUCAUUGUCAGCAGUCUGACCAGCAGCUAUACGCAUUCCCAGCAAUGCUCCUGGGAGUUCGUGCGCACCACACUCGAUAUCAAGUGUAAUUUGCGCGCCAUCGAACCGCUGGUGCCGCUCGAUCUGCAAGUAGCCGAAACUGCCAAUCGGCUAGAGAUACAAUGCUCUGGCGAUCUACUCUACGCCAGCGAAUUGCCGGCAAAUGCCUUUGCGCGCCUACAAAAGCUCGCCGAACUGCAAUUGGAUGCAUGUAAAAUGCAACGCAUCGCUGCCAACACUUUCGAUGGCCUCAUGUCGCUGAAGCGUCUCACCGUGCAGACACAUAAUUCUGUCUGGGGACCAGGCAAAUCGCUCGAAAUCUUGUCUGGCUCAUUUGCCGGUCUGCGCGAAUUAACCGAGUUGAAUUUGAGCGACAACAAUAUACGCCAACUGCCCGAGGGUGUUUGGUGUACCAUGCAGAAUUUGCAAGUGUUGAAUUUGACGGCAAAUCGCAUACGUUCCGCUGAGAACUUGGGCUUCUCGGAGAAGAUGUGCACGCUGAAUGGCGCCAGUGGUGGCGCCGAAUUGCAAGUCUUGGAUGUUUCGCACAAUGAGUUGCGCGCCCUUCCCGAUGUGUGGGGUGCGUCGCGUUUACGCCGCCUACAGCAAUUGAAUUUACAGCAUAACAACAUUACCACAUUUGCACCGAAUGCGUUGGCCGGGUUGAGUUCAUUGCGCAUACUAAAUUUGUCCUACAAUCAUUUGGAGACGCUGCCUGCCGAUGCGUUUGCCGGCAAUAAGGAAUUGCGAGAAAUUCACCUGCAAGGCAAUGAAUUGUAUGAUUUGCCGAAGGGUUUGCUGCAUCGUUUGGAACAACUGCUUGUACUGGAUCUGAGCGCCAAUCAGUUGACAAGCCAUCACAUUGACAACAACACCUUCGCCGGGCUCAUCCGCUUGAUCGUGCUGAAUUUAUCUAACAAUGCACUUACACGAGUGGGCGCUAAGACCUUCAAGGAGCUCUAUUUUCUGCAAAUACUUGACAUGCGCAAUAAUUCGAUUGGACACAUAGAAGAGGGCGCAUUUCUGCCGCUUUAUAAUCUACACACGCUGAAUCUCGCCGAAAAUCGCUUGCAUACGUUGGACAAUAAGAUCUUCAACGGCCUGUUUGUGCUGACAAAGUUAACGCUGAACAACAAUCUGAUCAGCAUUGUCGAGACACAAGCAUUCCGCAACUGCUCCGAUUUGAAGGAGCUGGACCUCAGCUCCAAUCAGCUGGUUGAGGUACCAGAGGCUGUGCAGGACCUUACAAUGUUGAAAACACUCGAUAUGGGUGAGAAUCAAAUCUCCGAAUUCAAAAAUGGCACAUUUAAGAAUUUGAGUCAGCUGACUGGCUUGCGCUUGAUCGACAAUCGCAUUGGCAAUAUCACGCUCGGCAUGUUCACCGAUCUACCACGCUUGACCGUGCUCAAUCUGGCUAAGAAUCGCAUACAGACCAUCGAACGGGGCUCCUUCGACAAGAAUAAUGAAAUCGAAGCCAUACGCCUGGAUAAGAACUUCCUUACCGACAUCAAUGGCAUCUUCGCUACGCUUGCCUCCUUGCUGUGGCUCAAUCUCUCCGAGAAUCACUUGGUUUGGUUUGAUUACGCUUUCAUCCCAUCGAAUCUCAAGUGGCUCGACAUACAUGGCAACUACAUAGAGGCGCUGGGCAACUAUUAUAAACUGCAAGAGGAAAUUCGCGUUACCACACUAGACGCCAGCCAUAAUCGCAUCACUGAAAUCGGAGCUAUGUCAGUGCCAAACUCGAUCGAGCUACUCUUCAUCAACAACAAUAUCAUCAACCAAAUACAAGCUAACACUUUCGUGGAUAAGACACGCUUAGCGCGCGUGGAUCUCUACGCCAACGUGCUUUCGAAGAUUACACUAAAUUCGUUACGCGUCGCCCCAGUCGCCACUGAUAAACCGGUGCCGGAGUUUUAUCUGGGCGGUAAUCCCUUCGAGUGCGACUGCUCAAUGGAAUGGCUGCAACGGAUUAACAACCUUACCACCCGCCAGCAUCCACGCAUUGUCGAUCUCGGCAACAUUGAAUGCUUGAUGCCGCACAGUCGGAAUGCGCCCAUACGUCAACUGGCGGCGCUCAGCAGCAGCGACUUUGUCUGCAAAUAUGACUCCCACUGUCCAGCGACGUGCCACUGCUGUGAUUUCGAACAGUGCGACUGCGAAAUGGUCUGCCCUGACAAUUGUACCUGUUUCCGUGACGCUACCUGGUCGACAAACAUUGUAGACUGUGGGAAACAGAAUCGCAUUAAUCUACCCGCACGCAUACCUGUCGACGUCACCGACCUCUACUUGGAUGGCAACAACUUGCCUGUGCUGGACGCACAAGUGUUUGCGGGCAAACGUAAUUUACGUGCGCUCUACCUGAACGCCUCAAAUGUUAUGUCCGUGCAGAAUGGCACCUUCGACGAGCUGAACAUGGUGCGCACACUGCAUUUGGAAAAUAACAAAUUGCAAACGCUUGAGGGCCAUGAAUUCCGUCAGUUGUCACUGUUGCGCGAGCUGUACCUGCACAACAAUCUCUUGACCCACAUCUCGAAUGCCACAUUCGCGCCGCUAGUGUCGCUAAAGGUGUUGCGCCUCGAUAAUAAUCGCAUGACGGCUAUGCCAAUUGCGCAGCUGGCCAAUCUGCAGUACCGCAACAAUUUGCAGGGUCUGACAAUUGGACGCAACGCGUGGUCGUGCCGUUGCCAAUUCUUGCAGGAGUUGGCGCAAUUCGUGGCGGACAAUGCGAUAGUGAUACGUGACGCACAGGAUAUCUACUGUGUGGAUGCGGGUGUUAAACGUGAACUCGAUUUGCUCACGUCGGGCGGCGUUGAUUGCAGUGAGCUGCUGGAAAGUGCCAGCAAUAUGGCCUCGCAAGACAUCGCUGGCGGCUACGUGCCAUUGCUCGCCGCAGUGCUAGUGCUGAUCUUUCUCAUCGUCGUGUUAAUCAUCGUUUUCGUCUUCCGCGAAUCUGUGCGCGUCUGGCUAUUUGCGCACUAUGGCGUGCGUGUAUGUGAACCACGUUUUGAGGACGCCGGCAAGUUGUACGAUGCGAUUAUUCUACACUCUGCAAAAGAUUACGAAUUUGUUUGCCGCAAUAUCGCCGCAGAAUUGGAACACGGCCGACCACCAUUCCGACUGUGCAUUCAACAGCGCGAUCUGCCACCAGAAGCAAGCCAUUUGCAAAUCGUCGAAGCUGCGCGCGCAUCACGUAAAAUCAUAUUAGUGCUCACACGUAAUCUGCUGUCCACCGAGUGGAAUCGACUCGAAUUCCGUAAUGCAUUCCAUGAGGCGCUGCGUGGCCUCGCACAAAAGCUGGUGAUCAUCGAGGAGACGAACGUGUCCACCGAAGCUGAAGAGGUGCCUGAACUUGCGCCCUAUCUGAAAUCAGUGCCCUCCAAUCGGCUUCUCACCUGCGAUCGCUACUUCUGGGAGAAGUUGCGCUAUGCCAUACCAAUUGAGCUAUCACCACGCGGCAACAACUACACAUUAGACCAUCAUGAGCGUUUCAAGCAACCCGUCUCACCAGGUAUGAUCUUCCGUCAAGCGCCCCCACCGCCCGCCUAUUACCAAGAAGACAUGGAAGCUAACUACUCAUCGGCAACCACGGCCACGCCUUCGCCACGCCCCAGUCGCCAUGGUGCACGCAUUGUCGAUGCGAUACCCAUGCGUCCGCCAUCCGAGCACAUCUACCACAGCAUUGAGUCCGAGUAUAGCGCUUACGAUCCACAAGAAGCGCUUUCCAUGAUACCGAAUGGCGGCAGUGCGGCCACAUUCAUGCAACAUCACCCCCACCAGCCACAUCAUCCCUUGCAACAUGCGCAACAACAGCAAUUGCUCGCGCCCAAUAGCUACCGCGUACACCACCAUUCACAGCAGAACAACCCUCGCGCCAGUGCGGCUGGCCAUCAUGCGAUGGUCAUGCAAUUGCAACAGCAGCAACAACAACAGCAGUGGCGGCCAUCGAUGUGUGUGACGCAAGUACCGCCAACGAAUUUAUUAUCCGGCACAAUGACGACGACGAUGACCAAUCAACAACAGGCCGCGGCGACAGCUCCCAUACAUUUGCGCACCGGCAGCAAUUUGAGUCAGGCGAGCACGAGCACACAAUCAACAUCCGCGGCUGCGCAAACGCCCCAACCGCAAGCAUCAACUUCCGCUGCGGCGGCGGCGGCGGCGGCAGCUGCAGCUGCUAAGACGGACAAUGGCAGUGGCUCAGGUGCGACGACGACAAUUGCAACGGAGGGCAAUGCCAAUGCAAUGGCAGGGAGCUCAAGCGCGGCGAAUAAGAACAAUGGGCAGGCGUUUUUGGUAUAAUGAA
This is a messenger RNA of Rhagoletis pomonella (apple maggot), 5546 nucleotides long. It is a transcript of the gene 18w, whose product is annotated as toll-like receptor 7. Gene Ontology annotation, cellular component: extracellular matrix. Gene Ontology annotation, biological process: signal transduction. NCBI's taxonomy places the organism in Eukaryota, Metazoa, Arthropoda, Insecta, Diptera, Tephritidae. The record is from RefSeq and is a predicted model, not a curated record. The transcript has a single exon. Gene Ontology annotation, molecular function: protein binding. The coding region runs from base 1109 to 5542 and encodes 1477 amino acids.